Plasmodium adleri (nom. inval.) is the source of this 2844-nucleotide messenger RNA. Its product is annotated as conserved Plasmodium protein, unknown function. The transcript has 2 exons. Bases 1 to 2844 code for a protein of 947 amino acids. The record is from RefSeq and is a predicted model, not a curated record. Lineage: Eukaryota; Apicomplexa; Aconoidasida; Haemosporida; Plasmodiidae.
AUGCAUAUGAAUUUGAUCGAUGAAGUAUUAACAAAAUGGAGAAGGAAAGAAAUAAAUUUAUUUAAAGUUUGUUUAUAUUUUCACUGUGUAAAGAAAAGUUUAAAAUUGUUGGAAAAUAAAAAUGAUUUCUUCAUAAAUCUUAUUGACGAUUCAAUCUUUGAAGAAAUAAUAAAUUUAAGUAAACAAAAAAUAACAGACAAUAAUGAGAAUAAUAAUAAUAAUUAUCACUGUUAUGAUGAAGAUAAAUUUUUCUUUGUCAUCUUUGUAACGUUUAUUUUUAAUUUAGAAAACGAAUUUAUAAAUGAUCAAAAAAAAGGACUUCACCACUUAAUAAAUAAUGACAAUAAGAAAGAAUAUGAGAAAAAUAUACAACAUAAUAAGGAUAAAUUUAAACAAAAUAAUAAAAAUAUAAAAGAUAAUUCUUUACAAAAUGUAUUUAAUCAAAAUAAAUAUAAAAAAAUAGAUAUACUUAUCAAAAAUAUUAUAGAUUUGGAAAUAUCACAACAUAUAUCAUCACAACCCAAAGAAAAUGAAUUUAUUAAUCAUAAAAUAUAUGCCUUUUAUGCUAUUAUGGAAUUUAUUUUUCAUAUAUUACAAAAUAAUGAUGACCAUAUAGGAAAAAUAUUUUCUAAAUAUAUUAAGAAUAUAUUUACAACGCUUUUAAAUAUAAACCAUACCAUUUUAUACAAUCAGAAUAUUUUAUUAUUAGCAAAUAAAACAUUACUCUUUAUUGUAUAUGUUAAUCAUCAUUUAAUAAAAGAUAAUGAAAAGGAAUUUUUUAAUUUUCUAUUUAUACAGUUAAACCAAUAUAAUGAACAUAUCUUACCUAUCAUCCAAGAAAUAUUUGUAACUUAUUUAAAAAAAAAAAAAAAACUAAUGUUAAAUAAAGAAAUAUAUCAAUAUUUAGAUAAUUAUCUAAAUGAUAAUAUAACUUUGUUAUUAAAAUAUGGAAAAAAAGAAAAUUUGUUCUUUUUCUUAAAUGUCUUAAGUAUAUAUAAAUCAUUUAUUAAUACAUACAUUAGUAAUAAUGAUCAAAAUGUGUAUGCCACAAAAAAUGAAGACAAUGUACAUAUUGUAUUAAAUAUAAAACAUAUUAUUAACAAUGUUAAUAAAUUAUUAGAAUAUUUAGUUCAUAUAUCAAACGAUUAUAUACAUAAUAAUACAGAUAUAGAUAUUUCUUUAUACAAUCAGGAUUCUAUAUAUUACAAUAAACAAGAAGAAAACACAAAUGAUAAAAGAAAUUCCUCUUUUGUAGACAAUAUUUUAAAAGAGAUAGAUAAAGAAAAGUAUGCUAUAAAUAGUGUAGAAAGAAUAAAUUAUGAAAUGAACACAACGUUGAUACACAAUUAUAGUCCAUAUCAAAAUAACAACCUUUUUAGUUAUAUAACAUAUCAUAUAUGCACAUUUUUUAACAAUAUAUCAAAUAUUAUUGAUACUGAAUGUAUAAGUAUCAAUACAAUGUAUUUUCUACAUUUUAUGAAACCUUUUCUUUCAUCUCAUAAUAAUGAAGAUGAUUUAUUCUUAACAUAUUUCUUAAUUAAGCAUCUUUAUACAUACACAGAAAAUUUAUUAAAAAAAUGUCCAAUCAUAUUUGAUGGUUUUGUGAAUUAUAUUAUGUACUUAUUCAAACAUAUAAACAUGUUAACAAAAAAUAAGUUUUUACUAACAGAACAGAGUAAUUUAAUUAAUAUAUUGAAUAAGAUUAAAAACGUGGAACAAGUAAAUGAUAUUGUUCAUAUUUAUUGUACAUUAUAUAUUCAUUUGGUCCAAAACCUUUGUCUAUUUCUUAAAUAUUUAAAAUAUUAUAACAAUGAAGAAAUUAAAGAAAAAAUUUUGGUGCACUAUGAAUAUUUCAUUUUCUAUAUAUUCCAUGAAACAAAUAAUGUUAAUUUCAAUAUUAUUUUUAAAAACAAUAACGCUGCUUUUGUUACAUUAAAAUUGUUAUAUAAUCUUUUAAAAAUAAACAAUUUCAAUUUUGAAAAUAUACAUAAUAUAUAUUUUAAAUUGUGCAAGGUACAGGAUCAUUUACAAAAUAUAUAUGAACAAAAUUCUCAAAAUUUGUAUUCAUAUCAAAACCAUAUGCUUAAUACAAAUAGUAUUUUUUAUUUAAACAAAAUAAAAACAUUCUUAUUAAAUAAUUUGGACUGUAUAUCCAAUGAUAAGAAAGUACCAUUUUAUAUUGCAAAGAAAAACAAAAAAUUAAAAAAUAAAUCACCUCGACAAAUUAAAAAAAUUCAUCAUAUUAAAAAUGAAAGUGAAUUAGUAUUGACCACGCAAGAAAGUGUUAAUUCAGCUAGCCAAAUUAUAAACAAGCAAAAGAAAAAAAAAAAAAAAAAAAAAAAAAAAAAAAAAAAAAAUGCUAUUAAUGACGUGAAAAGAAGCAAACAAUCAACAAAUGAAAGUAAUGAAUCAUUGGAUGAAAGGAUCGAUGAAGAAAUAGUACAAAAUACACAGAAUGGAAUAAUGGAUAAUAAUUUUAACGCACAUGAUAUAAAUGAAAUAGAACAAGAGCAAAAUGAAUUAAAUAAUGAUACGAUUGAAACAUAUAAUGAUACUAACAAUAAUGAGCUUAUAAAUAGUGAAAACGAUAAAUUAUAUAACAGUAGAAACCAACACAAUGAAUUCAGUUCAUUAUCUGUCAAGAACAAAUGUGAUGAAACCUUAAAGAAAAAGGUGGAUAAGAAAAAAAUAUUAAAAAACAAAGAUUUAGAUCAUAAUAACAAUGUUGCACAUAAAACUUCAUUGGAAAUAAAAACAUUAAAAGAAAAAAUAAAAAUGGUAUCAUCCUCAGAUGCUAUAAAUUCUUUAAAGUUUAUGAAACAAUCAAUUUUAAAUGAUUUAUAA